GCUGGAAGUCAUAUUUUUUUAAAUAAGAGAGACAGUCUUAUUCAUCUGAAAUAACUCAGAUACAUUAUGUUUUCUUCUAGGGCCAGUAUCUUUAAUCAUGAAAAAUCUCACCAUUAUUACCGAGUUUGUCCUCAUGGGAUUGUCCAGAAAUUCCCAGAUCCAGACCAUCCUUUUUGCGCUGUUCCUGGUGAUUUACCUCUUGACCCUGAUGGGAAAUCUGAUGAUGAUUCUGGUGAUCAGAAUUAAUUCUCACCUUAAAACACCUAUGUAUUUUUUCCUAGGUCACCUGUCAUUUCUAGAUCUCUGCCUUUCUUCAGUAACCAUGCCCAAGAUGCUGCAGAACUUACUAACUCAAAAGAAAACCAUAUCUGUGUGGGGUUGUGUGACCCAGAGUUUCUUUCUCAUACUCUCUGGGAGCACAGAGGCCUGCCUACUGUCUGCCAUGGCCUAUGACCGCUAUGCUGCCAUCUGCCACCCUCUCCUUUACACCAUGGUUAUGAAUAGGCCUCUCUGUGUCAGGAUGGUAACUGCAGCAUGGGCAGUGGGAUUCCUAAAUUCCUUGCCAAAUAAUCUUUUCACUUACAACUUACAUUUCUGUGGUCCCAGUAUCAUCCCUCACUUUUGCUGUGAGCUGCCUUCACUCUUCCCUCUGUCAUGCACUGACCCUACUGCAAAUGAGGCCCUUCUUGCUGGGUCAUGUGCACUGUUGGGAUGUUUGACCCUUCCCCUGAUCCUCUUCUCUUAUUCUAGAAUCAUCUCUGCCAUCUUAGGCAUACAUUCUGCUGAGGGUCAAGGCAAAGCCUUCUCUACCUGUUCUUCCCACCUUACUGUGGUGCUUUUGUAUUAUGGCACAGCUUUAUUCAGAUACAUGACUCCUCUCUCAGGCUCCAAGUUGGAACAAGUGAUCUCCAUUCAGUACAGUGUGAUCACAUCCUUGGUGAACCCCAUCAUCUACAGCCUCAAGAACCAGGAGGUGAAGGCAGCUCUGCAUAAAAUAUUGAAACAAUAAAUGUAUCUUUC
Hyaena hyaena (striped hyena) is the source of this 1020-nucleotide messenger RNA. Its product is annotated as olfactory receptor 8S1-like. Gene Ontology annotation, cellular component: membrane. Gene Ontology annotation, biological process: G protein-coupled receptor signaling pathway. Bases 98 to 1009 code for a protein of 303 amino acids. The record is from RefSeq and is a predicted model, not a curated record. Gene Ontology annotation, molecular function: olfactory receptor activity; G protein-coupled receptor activity. Lineage: Eukaryota; Metazoa; Chordata; Mammalia; Carnivora; Hyaenidae. The transcript has a single exon.